AUGGAGAGGCUCAACCAAAACCUCGCCACCUCCACGGCCACCAGAGCCACCAUUCCCCACACAUCCAGCUACCUGAAAAACCAGCAUUUCCGCCUCAAGACCAACGAAAGGAAGUACGAUCGCCAGUUCUACUCCAUGUACCAGUUCCGCUACAAGCACCUUAAAGACAGAGUACUCAGGGCUGCCACUGCCAAAUGGGGAGAUGGAACCAAGAAAGUUGAUGGUCAGAACAUCUUCAAGCAGGACAAGAUCUUGGACAUCCAGAGUGGACAGUUGUGCUGGGUGAUAGGAACCGUGUUCUGCGACCUCAAGAACAAGCUAGACAUCCUCCAGGAUGUCGAGAAGGGUGUGGACGACGUGUUGCCUGUGGCACCAGCCACGUACGUGGAUGCUGAAGAAGAAGGAAAGCCCAUCACCAGCGUGAUGUUGGAGGACGAGUCGGGAAGAGCAGUGCUCCACAACGACGAGUUCCUCAAAAAGAACAUCUUAGUGACGGGGUGCAUUGUUGCUGUGCUUGGAAUGGAAAUCCAGGCUGGGGUGUUUGAAAUCAUGGAUGUGGUUUAUCCUGAUCCGUGUCCCACUGGGCCAUUGCCAGCGGAAUCCAGCGGCAAAAUUGCCAUCGUGAGUGGCCUUAGCAUUUCAGAAGGAGUGGAAGAUGAUCUCAGGCUCGAGCUCCUCAAACAGUAUUUGGCUGGGGAAUUGGGCCUGGAAAAAGACAUCAACGCAGUGAAAGACAUCACAAGGCUCGUGGUUGCGGGUGACUCUAUCAAGCAAUUACAGGAGGCUACCAGCGAGUCGGAGCGUCGAGACUUCGUCACCACCAAUAAUUAUGGGUCUAAAAACACCCUGAAAUAUAACCCCGAAUCAUUGGUCAAGCUCGACCAGUUUUUGCAUGUAAUCCUCACCCAUAUGCCAGUCUCCAUAAUGCCAGGAGACUCCGACCCAGCAGAAAUCUGUCUUCCCCAACAACCGUUGCACAAGUCGUUGUUUGGAGGUAACUACCGUUUCAUGAACGAAGAUAGGUUCCAAAACUUGACUAAUCCCCACUGGUUCGAGUUUGAUGGCAUCAGGGUGUUGGGAACAUCUGGCCAGAACAUCACCGACAUCUUGAAAUAUUUGCCAGCUUCUACCCAAGAAGAGAACAUUCUGAUUCAGGCAAUGGAAUCUACCAUCAAAUGGCAGGACAUCAUUCCCACUGCUCCCGACACCUUGUACUGCUACCCAUACGAUGACUUUGAUCCGUUCUUGUUGGAAGACGAGACGCCACAUGUCUACUUUGCCGGAAACCAGAAGCUGUAUGGGCUGAAACGCUACCAGUUCAAAGCAGGUGGACAAGAGCACAGCGUGCGGAUGUUGAGCGUGCCGCGGUUCUGCGAGACUGGUCAAAUCGUGGUUUUGGACUUGAAAACGUUAGAGUCGGAGGUUGUCACAAUUGAAUUGAGCUAG
Suhomyces tanzawaensis NRRL Y-17324 is the source of this 1446-nucleotide messenger RNA. It is a transcript of the gene HYS2, whose product is annotated as DNA-directed DNA polymerase delta subunit. The transcript has a single exon. NCBI's taxonomy places the organism in Eukaryota, Fungi, Ascomycota, Pichiomycetes, Serinales, Debaryomycetaceae. The coding region runs from base 1 to 1446 and encodes 481 amino acids. The record is from RefSeq and is a predicted model, not a curated record. Gene Ontology annotation, molecular function: DNA binding. Gene Ontology annotation, cellular component: delta DNA polymerase complex. Gene Ontology annotation, biological process: DNA strand elongation involved in DNA replication; DNA replication.